UCACAAAGAAAAAUGAAGAACCAUACAAGACAGAUAGAGUUUACCCUUCUUGGACUAACAAAUAAUUCUCAGCUACAGAUUGUAAUUUUUUUGUGUCUUUUGCUAAAUUACUUGCUGAGUAUGCUAGGAAAUUUAACUAUCAUUGCCCUCACACUGUUAGAUCCCCACCUCAAGACACCAAUGUAUUUUUUCCUCCGUAAUUUUUCUUUAUUGGAAGUUUUGUUCACAACUACCUGCAUUCCCAGAUUCUUAAUAACCAUUGUAACCAAGGAAAAGACAAUUUCCUACAAUGAUUGUAUAUGUCAAUUGUUCUUUUACAUAUUCUUGGGGGCCACAGAGUUUUUCCUCUUGGCUACCAUGUCCUACGACCGCUAUAUUGCCAUCUGCAAGCCUUUGCACUAUACAUCCAUCAUGAGCAGCAAAGUUUGCCAUCAGUUUGUCCUGGGUUCUUGGAUAACUGGAUUCUUAGUGAUUUUCCCACCACUGAUUAUUGGCCUUGACUUGGAUUUUUGUGCAUCAAAGGUCAUUGACCAUUUCCUUUGCGACGUUUCUCCUGUCCUACAACUUUCUUGCUCAGACACACAUGUUCUAGAACUAACUUCCUUCGUCUUAGCUCUCAUGACACUCAUUGUCACGUUAGCAGUAGUAAUCCUUUCUUAUGCUCACAUUGUCAAGACGAUUAUCAAAUUCCCUUCAGCUCAGCAAAAGAAAAAGGCUUUUUCCACUUGCUCUUCUCACAUGCUUGUUGUUUCCCUCACUUAUGGAAGUUGCAUAUUUAUCUACAUAAAGCCAUCAGCAAACGAAAGAGUUAGUUUGAGCAAAGGAAUAGCUGUACUCAACACUUCAGUGUCCCCUUUGUUAAACCCAUUCAUCUAUACGCUGAGGAAUAAGCAAGUUAAACAAGCCUUUGCAGCAGUACUUAGAAGAAUAUCUUCUGCUUCACAAAGGAAUAGCGUUUAA
Microtus oregoni (creeping vole) is the source of this 960-nucleotide messenger RNA. RefSeq names its product olfactory receptor 6C70-like. Gene Ontology annotation, cellular component: membrane. The record is from RefSeq and is a predicted model, not a curated record. NCBI's taxonomy places the organism in Eukaryota, Metazoa, Chordata, Mammalia, Rodentia, Cricetidae. Gene Ontology annotation, biological process: G protein-coupled receptor signaling pathway. The coding region runs from base 13 to 960 and encodes 315 amino acids. The transcript has a single exon. Gene Ontology annotation, molecular function: olfactory receptor activity; G protein-coupled receptor activity.